CUCGUCCUUCUUGUUCUCCCAAUCCUCUGCCUGCUCCCGCUUCGUCCCCCCAUCGACUCCACUUCCCCACCAGUUCAUUCCUCCUGCAGCAGCAGCUGUUUGUGCUCAAGCCGCUUGCGCCCCAGCCUGCCGUAUCAGCGAGCAGUCGCCAUGGCGCUCAAGUCGAAGACGCUCCCGGUGCUCGUCCUGGCCGCGCUGUGCCUCUUCGCCCUGCGCGGGCUCGCGUUCGUGGCGCCCUCUGGCGGCAUGGCGGCGCGCGCCGGCCCGGGCGCCCUCGCCGCGGGCGCCGCCCCGACGGUCGCGAGUAGCUCGGAGGGCGGCCUGGUGGCGAUGCAGGCCCGGGGCGGCGCGGAGGGGCUGGAGGUGGAGGACCCGCAGCUGUACAUCGUCGUGAUGUGCGUGCUCUUCGGUGCCUCCGUCCUGGCCAACUCCAACGGCUUCUUCGGCCCCUGGUGAGCACGCGCCGGGAGGGGCAUGCCGGCGGCGGACAGAUUUAUUUUCCCUCUCCUGGCAUUUGCCUGGAGGGGCGCGCCCCAGCUGUAAAGAUUGGGAGGCUUCCGCUCUCGCGCGUCGAGAUCCGUACUCUCUGGAUCCAUCGCUGCCCCCAAAACGAAGGGGCUCCGAUCUCACGCUGGCUUCGGGCUGCCUCACAGUUCUUGCACCAUGAGGGGUCGGGGUGAAUCGA
This is a messenger RNA of Prorocentrum cordatum, 685 nucleotides long. NCBI's taxonomy places the organism in Eukaryota, Dinophyceae, Prorocentrales, Prorocentraceae. The record is from the annotation of a GenBank genome assembly.